AUGGACGCCCAUAUCAAACAGCUCCGUGCCAAUGGCAAGACACCCCAGUACUGUCGGCAGGUCACGUCUGCCCAGCUAGGCGACAUCAUUGAGCUUCUUCUCCACCAACAUCUGCUCUCCCAGAGCCAGAAAGUGGACUUGAUCGCGACCAUCUCCAACAUCCUCCUCCUCAACCGUCAAUUGCACGCCAGCUUCACCUCCCAGUGGUCCAUCAAGGUGUUGACAUACUUGGACAGCUUUUUGGCCGAGGUGGUUCCGGAAAUCGACCCUGCCGUCUCCCCCAAUUUUCUGGCUCUUGUCAUCGUCUACCGACUCGUGUUCCUCAUCCUUUACGACGGCUUGCCCGUGGUCAAGCCCUACGUCGACGACACCAACCAGAUCCUCACCCAGGGCCUUCGUCAUCUGUUCAAGCACUACCAGACGUACAAGAACGAGCCCUACUACGAAAACGUCACCGUGGAGAUCCUCAAGGGCCUCUACACCCUCAACCACAAGUAUGCUGACCAAUUGGAUGCUAGUAACCGAAUCAGCACCGAAGAGUGUAUAGAAUUCUUUGUCACGGUGGUCCCACUAUCAUGUUCGUCAUUGGAACCCAGCGAGGUCAUUUUGGUCAGAUACUUCAUCAAUUUGAUAUUGGUGGUGUCCACCCAGCUGGCCCUCGACAAAUCUCGCAUUCUCGAUCAUCUCAAAACCUACCAGCAGUUCCUCACCAUCGUCGUCCAGUUGCUUGCCACAAACCUCGAAGACCCCGACAGUGAAGAAGUGCUUUCCGACAUUACCAACUUAUUUAUUAUCCUCAACUUCAUUACUGGCGAAUGUAACAGACAAAACUCCCACGGCGACUUGGAUCGACUUGUGGUCAUAUUGAAACACAAUAUCAUACCCACAGGCUCCCCUGCCCAUCUGCAGUCCUCCGCUCAACUCGUUGAAGACUCUUCUAUAUACCAGAAAGCUUUCAAUCUAAUUGGAAAAUCUCAAUCGUCCUUGACGCAAAGAUCAAUAGCAGACCAAUUGUCGUUGUCCAACGUCACCAAUGUGAUUCUUCAGUGUUAUUACAACCUCUGCUUUUCCGAAAACCAAACGCAGCUCUUCCUCGACUUGAUAGGCUAUGGAUACGCCAAAGACUUCAUGCAAACCAAUAAUAUUGCCAUACCUUCCGAUAUCGAGCUCGAUUCGUACAUCCAGCCAAAUCCAAAAUAUUUGGGCAAGCCCAAGGAUAAACCACCCAUUCUUGACUUUACCGAUUUCAACCACUCGCUCAGCUCAAUCUUGCUGAACCACACUAAAGGUACCAGUUCUGAGCCCGAAGAAAUGACGAAGCAAGAAAAGGAAAUGGAAGCAGAAAAGUUAUUUGGAAUAUUCGAUAAAAUGGAGAAGUCGAGUGUCUUUGAAGGCUUCAAGAAUCCGGUUAGGGAGUGGCAGCAGUCGGGUAGAUUUGAGGAUCUUGAUGCCAGCGACUCCGACAAGGAUUAG
Messenger RNA from Suhomyces tanzawaensis NRRL Y-17324, 1473 nucleotides. RefSeq lists its product as uncharacterized. The record is from RefSeq and is a predicted model, not a curated record. The transcript has a single exon. NCBI's taxonomy places the organism in Eukaryota, Fungi, Ascomycota, Pichiomycetes, Serinales, Debaryomycetaceae. The coding region runs from base 1 to 1473 and encodes 490 amino acids. Gene Ontology annotation, cellular component: cytoplasm. Gene Ontology annotation, biological process: G protein-coupled receptor signaling pathway. Gene Ontology annotation, molecular function: G-protein alpha-subunit binding; guanyl-nucleotide exchange factor activity.